UCAAUCAGUUGCUCCAUAUCAAGUCCGUUAAAGUAACGCCAAAGGGGUUUUGUCUCUCUGAAAUGCUGACUGAAACUCGAAGCUUCUCAUGGACUCCAUCACAACAACAAAGCACCCAUUCAGCUCCUUCAUUCUCAGCCCCUUAAACCCACACACCAAACCCUCCUUCACAGCAAAUUUCUCCCAUUUCAAGAAGCUCAGGAAGUCUUUGGUUUGUUUCUCGCACAGGCCUAGUUCUAAUUCAAAUCCCAGAAACCCAAGAUGGCCAAAGCCCUUGUCUUUUCGCAGGUUUCCCUUAAACCCUAUCUGGGUUUUGGUCCCGGUCCUCCAGAGCAUCAGGGUUUUAGCUUCUUCAAGGACCCAGAAAUGGGCUUCUUUUGUACAGGCUUAUACAGACUCAGGGAGGCUUGUACAUGAAAAAAGCAACGAUUUUUUGCACAACAGUGGGAUUGGGUUAGCUUUGUUAAGCGUGACCACAGAUGCCAAGGUGAAGAUUAGUCCUUUCGUGGCUCAACUGGCUGCGAAUCCGACCUUUGUUUCGGGGAUGUUUGCUUGGUUUAUGGCACAGUCGAUCAAAGUGGUGUUGAAUUUCUUUGUGGAGAGGAAGUGGGAUUUGAGGAUAUUGUAUGCUUCUGGAGGCAUGCCUUCGUCUCAUUCGGCUUUGUGCACUGCUUUGACGACAUCUGUGGCGCUUUGUCAUGGUGUUGCGGACUCAUUGUUUCCGGUUUGUUUGGGGUUUAGCCUCAUUGUUAUGUAUGAUGCUAUUGGGGUUAGGAGACAUGCUGGUAUGCAAGCUGAGGUGCUGAAUGUAGUCGUAGAGUACUUAUUCCAAGGGCAUCCAAUCAACCAAAAGAAGCUCAAGGAACUCCUUGGUCACACCCCCUCCCAGGUUCUUGCUGGAGCUGUCCUCGGCAUUGUGGUCGCAUGUGUUUGUUGCCAGGGUAGCUUGGUUGCUGCUUGAACGAACUUCUGAUACGUUGCUGUUGAUUUUGGUCACAUUGUGUUGACACACACCAUUACAUCAUUGACAUGUCUAGGUUCUACUGUAAGAUCAAGUCUGAAUGGGAAAAAAAAAAUUUGAUACCAAAUGCUCUUUUGUUCAUUUGCAAGUUCGCAACUGAUUGGGAAAUGUAUAUACACUUCAGUUUAGGAAUGAAACAAAGCCCCAAGACCUUUUGGCACUUUAGCCAAAUUGAAUAUCCAUCCCAAUCCCAAAUUAAGGAUGAAUAUUCCCAUACCAUCGAGUAUUUAUAGUCUUUUUUUUUUUUUGGCAGGAAUACUUAUAGCCUUAUUUGAACAGAUGAAUGAUCAAAUACAGGUUCUUGUUGUGGGUUUAAGAAAAAAAAUAUAUAAGAAAGAACACCUUGUUCUUGUGGGAAUUGUACUUGCUCCUAACCAAUUUGGAAAUUGGUUUUAUACUUUUAUCAAGAGUUCUGACUCAUAAUUGCACAACCA
This is a messenger RNA of Rosa rugosa (rugosa rose), 1455 nucleotides long. RefSeq lists its product as uncharacterized. Bases 89 to 961 code for a protein of 290 amino acids. The transcript has 2 exons. Lineage: Eukaryota; Viridiplantae; Streptophyta; Magnoliopsida; Rosales; Rosaceae. The record is from RefSeq and is a predicted model, not a curated record.